GCUGCGGCUGGGCGCUCUCAUCCACCUCCCGCUCUCCCCGUGCUCCCCCAUCAGCCCAUCUUGGGGUCCAUCUUGUGUCACAGUAGGUUCUCCCGGACCUUUUCAUCCACUUCGAACUUCCCGUGAAGGAGCUCAAGCUCAAGCUCAGGACAAGUCGGGUCUCCAGAGGGCUCCAGAGGGAUCCAGAUUCCAGAGGGAUCCAGAGGUUUUACGUAUGUGUCCGAGCUGUCGGAGACGUCUUUCGGCAUUUAUCAACUUCAUCAUUCCCCCUUGUCUCGUUCAGUUAUGUCCAGGUCUCGUGCAUCAUUUCAAGUUCCUCGAAUCUCUCUUGGCGAAAUUAUCCCGUCAACCUACGGUAUCCGAAAGCGACAAGCUCAUACCCUAUGCGGCAAACCUCUUUCCCUGGAAACCCCUGAUGACCAACUGUUGGCGACUUGGUGGUGGGCGGUUGAAUAGGGAGGGCUUUAGUCUCAACAUUUGCCAUCAUUCCGUCAUGAUCACGACAUCAACACUCGAGCGCUUGGCAAUUCGAAUAUACGAUUCAUUGGACCUAUGUAUUUGGUCUACUUGGAGCUGCUCAGGCCAAGGAGCGCUCUUUGAUCGGCAUCAAAAGCCGCCCGACGAUAGCCGAGACGACAGCCGAAUGAUAAAACAUGGACGCCACGGCGCACGCCAUCCCCAGACGCCACUCCCGUGAAAAAGAAAAAGAAACUUCCCACGUUUCGCAGCUGGUGAUUUCCAUCCGACUGCAGGGCGCCCAUGUUGCUUGAGGUACAGUACAAAAUUUGGUGGUUUACAUGAUCUUCCACUUAUGUCGAGCGGUAGUUGCCGUGUUGACAUCUUUCUUCGAUCACAAAAGAACCCCCAGUCAUAUGAGAGCAAAAAAAGCAA
Molecule: messenger RNA, 891 nt
Organism: Neurospora tetraspora
Lineage: Eukaryota; Fungi; Ascomycota; Sordariomycetes; Sordariales; Sordariaceae
Exons: 1
Coding region: 215-697 (160 amino acids)
Source: RefSeq, a predicted model, not a curated record